AUAGGACAUCACUGCUACCGUGCAAAAGAGAAUACAAUUGUUGCCAACAGCAAGGGUAAAACGUGAAAAUGUAUAAUCGUUUUAAGAAAGCAAUAUAUAGAAGCAAAUCAUAUAUAUAACUAAUAUUUUAAAGAUUUGUUUCGAUUUAUUUAGUGAAGGACUGAAUAAAGAAUCAUUGCAUAGACAAAAAGUUAUAUCUUUUCGAAACCCGACUCUACGUGUCUUCCUGCACGUUGGUACCUGAAUCUUGCGCAUGAAUGCUCUGGGCUACGGUGCCUGUCGUACACAUCCGGUCCAUCUACGCGUACACAAUAGACCUAAACAACUCAAACUUGCAGCUAGUGGUAGUGUUCUGGACUGAUUAACCUGAAAAGGAAAUGAGUGGACAAGAGACACAUAAUAGGAACGAUGAUGGCAUGGAAUGUGCCGAUGGAGAUGAUUCUGGGGUUCAGGAAACAUCAGAAACAAUGAUUAGUGAAUCUAGGACAGCAGGACAACCUUUGUCUGAUUUUUUGAUGCAACUCGAGGAUUAUACUCCAACUAUUCCUGAUGCUGUGACUAGUUACUACUUGCAAACAGCUGGCUUUAACACAGCAGAUCCUAGAAUAAUUCGACUGGUAUCGCUUGCCGCCCAGAAGUUUAUAUCGGAUGUUGCUAAUGAUGCACUUCAGCAUUGCAAGACACGAGGUGCAGCACAGAAUACCAAGACAAAAGGGAAAGAUCGCCGAUUUACACUUACAUUAGAAGAUAUUACUCCUGCACUUGCAGAGUACGGCAUUACAGUUAAAAAGCCCCAGUAUUUUGUCUAAUUCCAAGCCAUUCAUAAGAGGCAAUAAGCAUUCCCAAACUUUUUAUAAAAAACACAUUGCUCCUUAUCUGACAAAUUAAAGAACAGUGUUUGAUGUCAAUCAUAGGAAACUUUUAUUAAUCCAUCAAUUUUUGUGUGUCAUGUAAGAGCAUUAUUUCUUUGUAGGUUCUGUCAUUUAUUUGUUAACUUCAACAUCAAGCAUUAUGAAACUGAUAAUGUGUAAAUAAAUUUGGAACAAUUUAUUGUAUUUUAUGUCCGAGAAUGCAAGAGCAUUACCAACGUACCUCUUGAAGCAAGAUGCGUCGUGUAGCAAGAAAUAUCUAACAUUGCGCAGAUUGAUUUUGCUCCGACCGGGCUCUUGCGAAUUUUGUGCGUCGUUUGUCAACUGAAGAUGGGCAAAGAAAGCUGGCCAGUAUAAAGCACGGAAAAUCACGGAAUUGAUGUCAACGCCUAUAGUGCGUUUUUUUAAAUUUUAUUUUAUUUUUAUAAUUCUGGCCCUCAAUCCCCUAUUUCACCACUAUUUCGUAUCUUUCUCGAUCGUGCCGUGAUCAUGCGACAUCUAGCGGCACAACCGAGAAAGACCGCACUAUAAUCUGCCUCUGUGCCAGCACUAAGUUAAGCUUAGUUGCCCUCUUCCUCGUAAACACAAUGGCUCCAUGCUCCCAAUCAAGAUGCAGGUGGAGUCCCUAUGAACUGGGAGUUGCAGCUCCAUCGAAUGAAAUAUAAUUUCCAAACACUGAUGUAUAGGAAGACGGAUUUUAAUGAAAUGUCUUUUUUCAUUUUAGAACAGUGACGUUUAGUAUAGAAAUUCAUUUUACUUAAUGACGAAACGAAAUGACCCAUUUUUAUGCCUUUGCAUUUUUCGUCGAUUUCGACUGUUGAGGCUGCGAAAUAUUCGUUAGAUAGGUUGGGAGAGCAUUAGCAGAAACUGCAACGAACAUCGCCUUUUCUAUCGAUAAUUUUCAUCAGACAAGAGUGUUCUGGGAAAGAAACGACACACAAUUGGCAAAGAUUGUUCCUUUGGAGAAAUAAUAGAGUAUUGAAGAGAUCGUCAUGGUUACCUCUGUCCAGACGAAAUUAAAUUUUUCGUUACGCAUUUCGUCGUUUUUACUGUACGUUAAGGCCCAUUCACAAUGCAAAUGCAAACAAGCAUAGCGCAUAGACAUAAACAUUCACAAUGUCUAACAUAAGCGUAAGCAAAAUAAGGGUUUCUAUUGGCUGUGAGACAUUCUGGUUUACUAGUGUUUGGUUGUGAAAAUCGAUUUCAAUGUAUCGACUGUGUCCAUGGCCCAUAUGGCGUUAGUUCUUCUAUCGACUUCACUCCAACUUCGAUUCUCAAUUUUGAGUUACCGUUCUGUGAUUGGUUAAUUUCUUAUUUCUUACUUAGGCAUAAGCACAGAUGCUUGAAACUUGCAAGCUUUUAACGUCUUACGUGUUAUUCACAAUGCGUUCGCGUAAACAUGAGCCCGCUUAUGGGCGCAGUUCUAAAUUUUAUGUUAACGUCAUGCUUAUGUUCAUGUUUGCAAUGUGAAUGGUUCUUUAGACUGCAGGAUGCUGAGAAUUGCCUGUCAGCCUAAUCGAACUUGGAAUGCGUCUAACAAUUUUACGUAGCUUUCGUUCACGGCAAACUGCUCUGCACUUCGCCUCUGACAAUGCGAGCUCGUGGCGUCUAAAUUGGAAAGUUUGCUUCCGAGAACUUUGACAUGCGCGCAUGUUGCACGUGCGGCUGCCCAGGAGGUAAUGUGGUCUUUCGGAGACGCUCCGAACUAAUAGGAAGCAGUUGACAAUCUACGUCAAAGAAUUUUGUACGAAAGAAAUGAGUAUUUGGUCAACUGGGAAGAAAUUCGCGCGGUUUCCUAGGCGGGAUGUUUGAAAUGAAUGAUCCUUUCCUCUGAAAUGCCUUCAAAGAGCAGCGAAACUGCGCUGUUCGAAACUUUUCGCCAAAUUUGAAUCAAAUUGGCGGUCAAUGCCACCAUCGACUAAUAAGUUAUUUUUUACCUUUGUACGUCAUUUUUCAUGCAUUUUUUCGCUGAUUUCAUUGCUUUUGAUAUGAUUUUAACGAUACUUGCUUCAAAAAAUAUUUAAGAGAUGCAACAAAUGUUCAUCACAGAAUUCCUGAGUAGCCUAUUAGAGUUCUUUGCUCAUAUAUUGUAGUGUGGGGUGUUGUAUGUACUAUGUAAUGUUCUACUGUCGGCGCCAUUGUCAGUCGCGAUAAAUAAAGGCACGAGAUUUUCUUUUAAACAGUCCAAAUCAGAAUUUCGCAAGCUCAGUUCACAUGAACAAAAGGAAGAAGCCUCGAUUACAUCAAUAACAUACCAACGAGCUUGAGUUAUUCAUCUGAAGUGAUUUGAUAUAAUUUUUUACGUACAUUUUCUUUAUUUUCAGAGCAUUAUUAAAGAUUUUGAGAGCAUUUAUUGAGAAUUUUUGAGAAUGUUUUAGGUCAUCAAAUCAACUCCCUACUAAUGUAUAAUAAGAUGUAAGCAAUUCAUAUAAAUCAAUUAAAACAAUAUAAUCAAAUACUACGUACCCAAUUUUAUACGUAGUGGAUGUUCACCUCCCGUGUACAAGGUUCUGUUUUUGCUUUCAAGUGGGCUUUUGAGUUUUUGUAUUAGUUAUACAUUGUGCCAAUUGCCGUUAAUAAAAUUCAUACAAAACAAAAACGAGCUAGUUUCGAAAAUAUGGUUCGUUUGCCAGCACUUAGCUACGAGCUCUAAGAUCUAUACACUUGCAUGCGUUUGAACCAAUUGUCGAAGCCCUUUUGCCACUCUGAGGUAUCUCCAAAAUAUGCUUUCUGAACCGCUUCUUCAGGUGUCGAAAAACGUUGAUCUCUCCGUUUGUUUUUUGCUGGCAUAAUCACUUCGAUUUUUUCCUUCUUAGACUUAUAUCUCAUAUAUACAAUGCAUAUACCGAUAUCGUAGGUGAUCGGACUUAUCGCGGUCACUACGGCCCUGAAGAAGACCGCGAUGUUGGUCGAAAUGUCGGCAACUCAACCUUCGACGCGGAGUCACCAUAGA
Molecule: messenger RNA, 3822 nt
Organism: Gryllus bimaculatus (two-spotted cricket)
Lineage: Eukaryota; Metazoa; Arthropoda; Insecta; Orthoptera; Gryllidae
Source: the annotation of a GenBank genome assembly